Paramecium sonneborni is the source of this 428-nucleotide messenger RNA. NCBI's taxonomy places the organism in Eukaryota, Ciliophora, Oligohymenophorea, Peniculida, Parameciidae. The record is from the annotation of a GenBank genome assembly.
AUGACUGAAGUAGAAAAACAAAAAUUAAGAAAUGACUCAGAGUUUUAUGAAAUUGUUCGAACUUUUCAUGAAUUAGUGACAGAGAUCAAUAAAAGUUAGUAAUCAUUAUAUUAGGUAUUCACAAAGGAAAAAAGCAUUAUCAUAAAAAGAAUAAUCAUCAUAUGAAUUUAAGCUAAAUUCAGAAAAAAUCGAAACAAAAAUAAAAAAAACCAAUAAAUUUAGAAUUCUAAAGGAAUCAAUAUCAUAUUAAAUUAGCGUAUGGAAUUUACUUAACGAAUUCUACUUCAGAAAACUCACUAAUUUCAAUGGAAAAAUGGAAUCCUCUUUAACAAUCAUUGAAAAUAAUAAAAUAAUCUUAGGACAUAGAUUUAAAUAAAAAGUAUAUUUAAAUAGUUGAACAAUUAUAAGAAAAGAAGGAAGCAACUUGA